AUGGAGAAAAUGAAGAUUGUCUGGGAGGUUCCUCAUCAUGCAACAGUGCAGAGUGUCACCACGGAUUAUCUUCGUGCGAUUGUUGAUCGUUUCGAGUCAGACCUGAAACGCCAGACCGGGGGGGCUUUCAAAAACAUGAGCUUUACAUACAUCAUCACGGCGCCCGCAAUUUGGUCGGAUAAAGCCAAGCUAGAAACUCUGAACUGCGCAGAGAAAGCUGGGUUUGAGUCUCGUGUUGCACGGAAACAUUAUGGGAUGGUAAAAAACGUGAAAUUCAACGCCCAAUUUCACGACUCAGAUCUCAAGUGA
Molecule: messenger RNA, 309 nt
Organism: Penicillium angulare
Lineage: Eukaryota; Fungi; Ascomycota; Eurotiomycetes; Eurotiales; Aspergillaceae
Exons: 1
Coding region: 1-309 (102 amino acids)
Source: RefSeq, a predicted model, not a curated record